UGCACGUGUGUCAUCGUUUAACGCUAAUGUGUACACGUGUUGUCAUCGCCCCAUUAUUACAAUCCAAUUUCAUUGCGAUAAUCUAUUAUCGUGGCGAUAAUCUACUCGUCACUUAGCGUGAUGGAAGUUUGUAAAAUUGACAACGUCAUUUAUCGAACGAAUCCGAAUCGAACGUGUAAGGAACGAGGACACACACGGCAUUAAUAAUUCAAGCUAGCAUGUGUCGCAAAUACGCGACGUACGUUUACGGAUCGCGAUGUUCUUAAUCCGCCCGUAGAUGGAGAAAGAAAGAUAGAGAGAGAAAGAGAGAGACGCGUUACGUCUUAAUUCAUCGCGCGUAUAUCCGUUAUCGAGUCACGAAGCUAAAUCGCUCUUAGCGGUUUCGGUACAAUUAUCUCGGGCCUUCUGUGGGACUGAUUGAUGAUAGUACUUAUCGUCAUUGAAGCGCCCAACUUCGCGUUCCUCGCGUCCGAAGGUUACGUACGUAAUGCACGAGACGAGAUAAAUCGGGUGCAUUAACGUCGGCUGUUUCCUUCGCGCCAAACGAUAACAGCAACACGUACAACGCGAUCUGAUCGUUUAUCUAUAAUCGCACUCAACAAGAUAAAUAUAAAUCUGAUAUACCUGUGUGUGUGUGUGUGUGUGUGUGUGUCUAUAUGCGCGUCUUCGAUUUUUGCCAAGUAAUCGCGAUUGUUAUGUAAGCCGGAUACAAGUAUAAUAUAACGUAGAAAUGUGUGAAGACGCGUGUCUACUCAUUACAAGUAUUUUUUGGAAAUUUUUGAUAUUUUGAUAGAUUCGUUUACCUCGGUAAUUCGCGUCGUGAUCAUCUGCCUGCCCGCGCGAAAAUGGCGGCGAUUUCCGGUGGAGUUUGUGCGCAGCUACCAACUGCAAAUUUGAUGCGUGGCGACAUCUUUCGGCGCGAUGUAUCAAUUAUUAGGAUAAAAUUGUAGCCUACUUUACCGACUGCUGACUUUGGAUCAGCUGUUAUCUGUCAUCUGAUUUAGAUCCGAAAUUUCAAAAUAUUUUUAAUACAUAUAAAUCCAAAAGGUUAGGUUUUAUCUAUUUUUGCAUUAAUUAUAUUUUAUAACGCACAGAUAUAUCUGUAGAAAUAUAUCUGUACUUGAUAGGAAACAAACAUCCAUUCACCUGACGACUGAAUAUAUUGAGCAAACAAACGCAGAUAUUUCAUGUAUUCGUGGAAUAAAAAAGAAAUUGUUCGUCUCCGGUGUAUAGAUUGAAUUAUUUCGUACAUAUAUUAUAUCGCGACGUCAUAAAUCAAGAUCUUCGUAAAUAUUGCUUGAUUUAUUUGCGACGCGUGUAUACUUACAGCCAAGUUUCCAACACGAAGCGUUCGUAGAGAGGGAAUGAAUAAUGAAUGACAAAUAUUCGGAGUUUGCGGAAGAUUCGGAGGAGCCAUCCAUUACGUCGUCUGAUCCAAACGAGCGAAAAUUAGCACGUCGGAUUCGUGUUCAGCGACGUCUAGAAGCGUUAACUAAAAAAGCAGGCCCCGAAGAUGAAGAAAUUAUCGAAAAGACGCCUACCGAAAAGCAAAUACUUGCUAGUUUUGAACUCUUGGAAAAAUUAUCAAUGGAAGGAGACGAAGUGGUAUCUUGCGUGAAAAUCGCAAACGAUGCUAGAGAAUUACAACGACGAGAGGAAGAGCAGAAAAUCAGAAGAGAGUUGUUAAAAACACUCGAGGAAGACGAAGAUGAAUGCAUGAAAAGAUAUAAGAAGAUCAAUGAAAAAUGGUCGACUAUUCUUGCGUCUAAAGAUCCGUUGGAUAUACACGCGGAAAUGGAAGCUCAAAAUGCCAGGUGUUUGGAAAUUAUGGAGAGAAAAGACGCCGUCAUCGCACAAUUGCGACAAGAAUUGGAAAAUGCCGAUCUCAAAUUUGUUAAUGACCAGAAAAAUCAGAAUGAAGAUAUAGAUUUAUUGAUCAAUAGAAUGGACAAUCAAAUGAACAUCAUGACCAAAGCUUAUCGUCGUGAAUUAUCGCUCAUCAAUGAUGUGAUCGAAUCAGAGCGUAAAGUGUUGCUAGAAAAUAUGACGGAGAAGUGGGAAGCGUUAUAUAAAAAAUUACAAGAGGAUAGUCUCGCGGGAUUAGACAGACGAAAAGAAAUAAUGAGCGAAUAUGAAGAAGAAAUGAAGAGAGUCAUAAUCGAGCAUCAAGAAGAGUUUCGGGCUCAGAAAAUCAGUUUUGAACUUGAGAUUCAAAAGCUUCGACAAGAGGUGCAAAGCACGAAAGCGUUGUGUUUUAUGAAUAUUGAAAAGCUGGAUUAUAGCUACGCUGUACUUAAACGACGCGAAGACGAAAACGCUAUAGUAAAAAAUCAACAAAAGAGAAGAAUCAAUAAACUUCAAGAUGUUAUCAAUGCUCUGAAAAAGAAUUACACAGAAUUAGAAGAAAAUACGAGACUUGAAAUACAAAGACUUACUGAUCAAGUCAUAAAAGCGCAUAAAAAUAUUUUGGAUUUAGUGAAAAAAUCUAAUCAUUUCACUGACAUUAAUGAUAAGAAAUAUAUGCAAAUUUGGGACAUGAAUGAGAAAAAUGCGAAUGAACUGCUUGAUAAGAUUUUAACUAUUGAUAAAGUUAUAUAUGAAGAAGCGUUAGGUCUGGAAUGGAAUCCACCUGAAGAAACCUUAUUAAAAAAAGAAGAUCUGCCAUCUUAUCACAGUGUGAUAUGCACUAUAGAAGAAGAAAAUAGAAUGGCCGACGAGAAAAAAGCAAUAUGUAAAUCUUACAAACCGGCAAAUACCGUCGAAGAAAUCAAUUUAGAAAGGAAAUUAUUGAAUCAUAUUAUAAAGCAGAUUGCCGAUCGUUGCGAUUAUCUGAUUGAAAAUGAAUUGCUCGAAUUGCUUUUACCUUACACUGUGAAGGAUCAGCUGGUUAUACAAUUAGAUAAUGUAUUUCAGGCAUUGAACGUGAAAUCCGAGGAGGAGCUGGGCUUCCUCUUGAAUUUCUUUCUACCAUAUGCAUAUUGUCCCACAUGUAGCAAGGAUAUAAGCAGAUCUACUUGUGACGAAACUGUUAAAUCUCCUUCUCUGAAAACAGACAUUGAACAGUUGGAUAUCUGCGAUGAAGUUGCUGAAGAGUUUACAGAAGAUGAGGUUAAAUUGAUUGCCGCUGCGAAAGAAGCGAUCUGUGACGAGAAAUCAUUUAAUCUCAGUGAUGAUGCGAGUAUAAGUAGUUCAGUUCCAAGUUCUCCAACUGAAACAUUACUUCCUAUUGCGGAGCGCACCUCAACUUCUUUUGCAUCUAUUAGCGAUAUUGUCAAAGAUGACGAUCAGAUGCAACGACGUUUAUUAUGCGACAAAGGACACUUGCUUGAAAUUGAAACUUCAUUUGUAACUAGAGCUUUACGAGAAUUUGUAGAAAGAUAUCAUUUUGUUAAAUGGAAAGAGAUGCCACAAACUUUUCAAGAAAAAUUAACAGAGAAAAAAACGGUUGUAUCUCGAAAUAUGACAAUUCAGGAUAACAAAUUUUGGAAGCGUUACAGUGAAAUUUUUCCAGCAAAGAAGGAGCGACUUUGGGAUGGCUUAUUAAUUGGACUUAAGAAAUAUCAUAAAGUAUUAAAAGAAAGACAUCAGUUGAAUGUUGAAAUGGAAUCUUUACAAAGGCAGAAUGCGGAAUUACGUCGUUUAUUGAAAACAUACAUAAUUCAGCCUGAGAAUGAUGGAUUAUCGCAAGAUGAUGCACAAUCUGUUUGUGAGAACAUUUAAAAUGCAUUUCCUGCAUAAAUUAAACUUACUUUAAUAAAAUUGGCUAAUUGAAUUUAAUAUACAACUCUCAACAUGAGAAACCCCAAAAAUAUAAUGUAAAAAUAUACAUAUAAAUUAUAUUACUAUAUAUUUUACGAUUCUUGUUUUAAAUUGCGAUAGUUUGAACAGCAAUGGACUCUACAACCUUCGUUGCACAAUGGGCUUAACAUCAAUACGAAUAAUGAAUGCAUAUCAAUACAUAUUUACUUGUUUUCAUACUUGUUGCUAUAUACAUACAUAUAUGUAUGUGUAUACAUUUAUAUAUAUAUAUAGCAGAUUUACGUUUUCUCUUUUAAACAAUUUCUUAUUAUGCAAAAA
Messenger RNA from Nylanderia fulva, 4077 nucleotides. NCBI's taxonomy places the organism in Eukaryota, Metazoa, Arthropoda, Insecta, Hymenoptera, Formicidae. The record is from RefSeq and is a predicted model, not a curated record.